Molecule: messenger RNA, 1593 nt
Organism: Aricia agestis (brown argus)
Lineage: Eukaryota; Metazoa; Arthropoda; Insecta; Lepidoptera; Lycaenidae
Gene: TTLL15
Product: probable tubulin polyglutamylase ttll-15
Exons: 7
Coding region: 34-1593 (519 amino acids)
Biological process (GO): protein modification process
Source: RefSeq, a predicted model, not a curated record
GUGACAGAUAGUUGUGUUUUUUAUUUACUAGUAAUGGAUAAGGAUAGUGAUAAUGAGGAAACUACGAAAAUAAUUGAGCAGAAUAAUUCCACUGACGGGCCGGCCAGACGGGACAGAUUACUCGACACGAUAAGAUUCGACAAGAAUAAAAAUAUAUUUCUAUUAACGUGUGUCAUCGGAGUGUGUCUGGCCAUCGCCCUAGAAAUAAUAAACGCCCAAAACAGAAGGCACGUGCACAAGGAGCAGACAUCGACUAGAAGGACCUACUGGGUGUAUUCUGCCUACAACGACGUGGACAACCCGAACGGUCUCCUAAAACACGUCCACCUAGUCCUAGAUAGAGUCGGGUACGAGAAAGUCACGAACAAGGAGCCCUGGAACCUCCUAUGGUCCCACGAUUACCCGUUCAGAGUUCUAUACACAGAUCUACAAAGAUUAGGCCCCAAUCAGAAAGUCAACCAUUUUCCUGGCACCGGAUUUAUCACGAAUAAAGUCGAUCUAGCGACGACCGACUCCAAAUAUAUUCCGAAAGCGUUUAAAAUCCCGCAAAAUAAGGAGGCAUUUUUAAAGUACGCCGCCAUAAAUAAAGAUGCGCUGUUCCUGGAGAAACACAACCAGCAUAGAGGUGUAUAUUUGAAAAACGUGACCAACAUAGACCUGACCAGCGGCGAGAGCUUCGUGCAGGAGUACGUGCAAAAACCGUACCUAGUGGAUGGGCAUAAGUUCGACAUUGGCGUGUACGUGGUGCUCACAUCGGUGAAUCCUUUGCGAGCGUAUUGGUAUAAGGGCGAUGUGCUGUUCAGAUACUGUCCGGCGAAGUAUUAUCCGUUUGACCCGAAUGUGGUGGACAAGUACGUGGUGGGGGACGACUACCUUCCCACCUGGGAGGUACCGUCCCUGGCACACCCCUACACCGCCCUGGGCUUCAGCAUGAAGGAGGCUUUCGACCAUUAUGUUACUUCUAAGGGUGGGGACGUGACCAGAAUGUGGGAGGAAGUAGAGGCGGCCAUCACAGAAGUGCUUCUGAAAAAAGAACAUCAUGUUAUACAGGCGCUCAAGAAAUACCCGUCACCGGACCACUUCUUCGAGAUGAUGCGCUUCGACCUGGUGGUGGACGAGGGUCUGAAGGUCUACCUGCUGGAGGCCAACAUGUCUCCCAACCUCAGCUCCGCGCACUACCCGCCCAACCAGCUACUGUACGAGCAGGUGCUGUAUAGCCUGUACAGCAUCACGGGGGUGGCUUCGCAUGUGCAGCCGGGGAAAUUUGAAGACCGAGCGACUCAAAACAUGGUAUCAUCCCAGAAGAACAUAGCGGUGUGGAGCGAAGUCUGCUCCACCACAUGCAGAGAGAACUGCGAGGAGUCCCUGAUCUGUGGUCUCUGCAAACCCUGCAUGACGAGCAGGCUGAAGAGUAGCCUGCUUGGUGCUCACAAGGAAUAUCUUCAUAGAGGAGACUUCAGGAGAUUGUUUCCGCCGAAAAUGGUACAAAAUGCCAGCACUGAUGAAAAAAUUAAAGGACUCAACAAGAUGAACCAACUGCUGUAUCUUUGGUACCAGGGAAAAUGCAAUGCAGACGUAACAUGGUGCUCUUAA